This is a messenger RNA of Asparagus officinalis (garden asparagus), 2424 nucleotides long. RefSeq lists its product as uncharacterized. The transcript has 4 exons. Lineage: Eukaryota; Viridiplantae; Streptophyta; Magnoliopsida; Asparagales; Asparagaceae. The record is from RefSeq and is a predicted model, not a curated record. The coding region runs from base 1025 to 2026 and encodes 333 amino acids.
GCAGGGAGGUUUAGGAAAGAAAAUAGAUAUAUGCAAUUACACCCCAAACACAUUUAUAUUUGUAAAUACAAUAAAUUUGAAUAAUUAAGUAAAAAAACUCAAUCUUUUCUUUACUUGUCCCAAUAGAAAAUUACUCUGGCGGAAUUAACGCCACUGAUAAAUCCAAAACACGAAAAGUUUAGAAGAGCAAAUAGCUGUACAAAAUAAAUAAGAUAAAAAUAUGUCCUAAAAAAUUCCGUCAUUGUAAUUUUCUAGUUAAAAAUAAUUUAUGAUAUGUUUGUAAAAAAAUCUCCCAUAAUUUAUCUUUAUUUUAAUUUGUGCUCAAUCUAACAAUAUGCUUUUACGUUUCACCAGAACUUUCCACCGUCAAAGCUACGUGUGUUGACUGCUUCCUUCUUUUUGACAUUAUUUUAUCCUCUCCCUAUAAACACGCGAGCCUUUUUUUUUAUCAUCCCCAAAAUCUCAAAGAUCCCCAUUUUUUUCCCAAUCCAAUCAAAUUCAAUCCGUAGCCUAAUCUGAUCUCUCUCUCGAUCCAAAAUUCAUCCCAGUUCUCUCUCUCUCUCUCUCCCUCUCCCUUCCCUUUUUCAGAUUCUCCACUGACUAUCGAAAUUGGAGCCAGUUACGGUUUGAUCUGAAGAGCAUCGACUAUGCCUCCGAUGCUCGGCGGAGGUCUCCUUCUCGUUCGAUCCAUGGCCAUGGAGCUCUUUGUUGUGAUCUCUGUUGAUGAAAGUAGUAAUUGUAGUAGUAGUAGUAGUGAUCGUUCAAACCGUCUUAAAAAGCUCGAGAAGUGGAAUCGACGUGGUAAUCUUAGCUAACAUUAGGUUUCCCUUGGAACCCUAGUUGUCUUCUUCUUCUUCUUCUCGCUUUCUUUCGUUCUGCGAUCUUUUUUCUUCUUCUUGCGAGUUUCUGAAUUCGGGUGUUGUGGCUGGAUUUGGGGAGAUUCUUGAAAAAGGGAAGAAAUUUGAAGCGUUGGGUUAUUGGACCAGUCAAAUCUUAACGGAGAUUUAAUCACUGUUAUCCUUGAAUGGGCAGUGCUGCGUCUUGUGAUGAUUCUCUUUCUGUAAGUAAUGGCUUUAGGUCAUGUUUAUAUACUAUUAGUUGUGAGGACUCAACUGUUAAUCAAAAUAAGCCCUCUUAUUAUGAUACAAAGAACAUGAAGGAAAUAUUUCUGGAGGAUCUUGACAGCCCUACUGCUGACGAGGAGUUGGACGAGGAUUUCGAAGAUUCAAUAGUCAAAGAACUUGGCAGUUCACUCUGUGAAACCCAGCAGAUUCAUGACCUUCAACCAUCCAUCGAACAUGAGAAAUCCUCUUAUGACGAUCCGGAGAAUGCAGAGGAAAUAUUGCUGGAGGAUAUUCACAGUUCUACUAGAGAGGAGCCAGAAGAGGAUUUUAAAGAUUCAACAGUCAAAGAACUUGGUAUUUCACUCUAUGAAGCUUUGCAGAUUCAUGACCCUUCUGAACCCUUGUGUGUCAGGAAUUCCAUUUCAAAUGAGGAAAGUAUAUGCGACAAAUUGGAGGUUGUGCCUCUUUCCUUUGACACAGAUGUGCUUGAGGUCUUGAACAAGCAUGCAACAAUCCUCUGCUCAGAACUAGCGCAGUCAUAUCUGAUAAAUGCUGAUGCAGGAGCUGGAUUAUCGUGUACGAUGGUACAAAAUGAGAACUCUUAUAAAGCUGAAUCUGUUGCAUUUGUGCAACCACUGCCUGCAAUGACAAAACUCAUACCUGCACUGAAAGGAAGUCGCGCCCAAAAUGGAAUCCAUCUGGAUACUAAGCUCAGUGUGAAAUGGGCACCAGAGGUUUAUGAUCCACCUAUAACCUCUUCAUCCCACACUGUUAAGGGGCACUGGAGCCAUCACCACCACGGUUCCAAGGCAAAGAAAGAUUACCUCGGCCACCACAAGUACAGCAGAGGAAAGUCAUCCAGAAACAGUAUCCCUGAGAGGAAACGUUCACAUCGGAGAACUACUUCCAGCAGUCUAAUAGAUCCUCGGGUCUCAAGGUUGCAAGAACUCAGUGUCUUAUAGGCCGCAGCUACCACUGAAUAGUUGUUGUCAGUCGAACAUUGAGCCCUUCUGGAGUCAUGACUCUCAUCAAGUAUGGAAGCGGCUGUUACAUGGAGUCACUUGCUGCAGUGCGACUUUCUGUCGCUACGGCCACUUGAAUGGGCCUGAUGUUUGAAGCGAUUCAUUUGGUUACGAGGUUCUACUACUAUUUGAAAUUACUGCUUAAUUUCCGGGUUAUGAUCAUUUUUGCUGCAAUUUGGAGACAAAAAAGAUUGUUUCAUUAAUUGUUAUUGUAUUAUUUUUGGAAACUGGAAAACAUUUUUUCUAGACUUGCUGGUACCUUCAUUGUAUUGUUAAUAACAAAACCUCCACUUUGGAUGAGGUAAGUAAAAACUCAGACAUUGCUCUUCUUUUAAUUA